Salvia hispanica is the source of this 942-nucleotide messenger RNA. RefSeq names its product E3 ubiquitin-protein ligase RLIM-like protein (gene SIS). Lineage: Eukaryota; Viridiplantae; Streptophyta; Magnoliopsida; Lamiales; Lamiaceae. The record is from RefSeq and is a predicted model, not a curated record.
ACUCAGAGAGACAUUCACGUGCCUUGCUCUGUUUUUUCCUUUCACUGCCCAUUUCGUUUUUUUAUUUUAUUUAUUUGGCUUUUUUGUUUUCCCUUUUCCGCAACCGAUUUCGCUUUUUCUUCUGGUUUCUGUUUGUUUGUGGGGAAAGAUUGUGGGCAGUUACGUCUGCUUCUUGUAUAUAAUAGUGGAGGGUUUUCUCGUUUUCUCAAUUUGAGAUUAAGAUUGAAACAGAGCGAAAAUGGAAGGAGGAAAGCAAACCAGCUCUUCACUUGCCUCUGAUCUCUUUGGGGCCAAGGAUUCUUCUUCUUCUUCUUCUUCUGGGAUUUUUGGUUCCAUGUUUCCGCCGCCUCCAAAGGUUGUGGGACAAGAGUAUUCUGGAACAGACAAGAAGAUUAUAUCUGGAAAUCCAACUUGGACUGGAAAGAAUGGUGUUGCAGAUAGAAAUGCUGUAGGAGGGCAAAACCAGAGGAAGGACGAUGUCUCGUAUUAUACGGAUGAGAAGGUGCAGCCCUUUCACUACAGCUCCUCAAUAUACUACGGUGGUCAAGAUGUUUAUUCUCGCCCCGAGUCUGCUCAGAAUCCCGGGACUAGUUUCAACAAAGAUAACGGAGGAGAAGACGACUCGGGCAGUGCUUCACGAGGGAAUUGGUGGCAGGGAUCUCUUUACUAUUAAGAUCUAAAUAGAUGUACUUAUUAAGGCAUAAAUAUAUUAAGCAGUGCUCCUUAUAAUGAAGAAACCAGUGUCUGGUGACAGUUAUUAUAUCAAAACGCCAGCCUCUCUUAGCCACAGUCAAUAUUUUGUAACUGUAGCCAAGUAAACUUCAUUUGUUCCCUUUUCUUGAUCGGGGAACUAUAAAUACAUAAAUCUCAUAUUGUAGUAGUGGAGUACUAUAAUUUAUCCUUUUUGUGAUAUGCAAGAUAAUGAAAGAGGAAGUUCAAUUA